This is a messenger RNA of Nannizzia gypsea CBS 118893, 255 nucleotides long. RefSeq lists its product as hypothetical. The transcript has 3 exons. The record is from RefSeq and is a predicted model, not a curated record. The coding region runs from base 1 to 255 and encodes 84 amino acids. Lineage: Eukaryota; Fungi; Ascomycota; Eurotiomycetes; Onygenales; Arthrodermataceae.
AUGAGUCGUAAGGACCUGCUACGCUUCCUAUCCAAGCCAGCAAACUGUCUCUGGUUGUCGUUGCUGACUGACGUCUGCCUGCCAGACCUCGAUAACAUCCCCAAAAUCUCUCUAUCCAUACAGCAGACAUCCUCCUCUGCUAGACCCGAUACUUUCACCGGUAUCGGCAUCUGUCAGGUCGAGGGUCACCGACAUCUGAUCACCAUUCCGGCACUCAAAGCGUUCUACUUCCCCCUCUCCGCCCGCCCGCCCUAA